Sander lucioperca (pikeperch) is the source of this 4563-nucleotide messenger RNA. RefSeq names its product leucine-rich pentatricopeptide repeat containing (gene lrpprc). Lineage: Eukaryota; Metazoa; Chordata; Actinopteri; Perciformes; Percidae. The record is from RefSeq and is a predicted model, not a curated record. The coding region runs from base 54 to 4358 and encodes 1434 amino acids. Gene Ontology annotation, molecular function: protein binding. The transcript is spliced from 38 exons.
CGCGGUGCUCUCGCGGUACUCUGGCUGUACUUUUGAGCGGUCACGUGGAGCGGAUGCCCUUCCACAGUACGACAGAAAACAUGGCUGCGCUCUUGAGAUCAGCCCGGUUACUCAAGUUUUCGCCUUCGGGCUUGCUUCAGAUCACAGGGACCAAACGUAACGGGCCGACACUCAGUCGUCUGUACAGCGGAGCUCUCGGCGGCAGAGUGACCGGAGUUUGUUCCCGACAAAUCAGCCCUGCUUCGGGAAACGCGUCCAGUCGUGUGUGGCCAUAUGCAGUGGGGUGUGUGCGUAACUAUGUUGCGGCCACAGAGCAGAAGGAUGAGGCCAGCGUUGCGGUGCGGUCCAAGCAGGCGCAGCAGUUUGACUGGGCUCUGGCCAAGCUGGACAGCUCUGUGAGGAGAACCGGUCGCAUCACCAAGACCCUGUUGCUCCGCAUCUUCCAUGAUAUCUGCAGGACAGGUUAUCCCAGUGGUAACCAGGCCUUGUUACUGCUGCGUAGCUGUGGGUCGCUGCUGCCCGAGGUGCCCCUGGAGGAGCGCUCUGAGCUGGCACACCGUGUGUGGGAGAAGCUGCAGGAGUUGGGUGCACAGUAUGAUGUUAGUCACUACAACGCCUUGCUGAAGGUUUACCUGCAAAAUGAGUUCAAGUUCUCCCCCACUGACUUCCUGGCCAAGAUGGAAUCAGCUAACGUCCAGCCCAACAGAGUUACCUACCAGAGACUCAUAGCAGCCUACUGCCAAAAUGGAGAUAUCGAGGGAGCCAGCACCAUUUUGGGUUUCAUGAAGAGCAAAGAUUUGCCCAUCACUGAGGCUGUUUUCAACUCCCUGGUGACAGGCCAUGCUUGUGCAGGGGACAUCGAGAGUGCUAAGAACAUCCUGCCCGUGAUGCGGGGAGCAGGAAUUGAACCAGGUCCCGACACUUAUGUUGCACUGCUUAAUGCCUACGCUGCAAAGGGAGACCUGGACAGUUUAAAAGAGACUAUGGAGGCAGCAGAGAGUGCAGACUGCAGUCUGAUGGACAGGGACGUCAUGCAGGUCAUCUUCACUCUGGCCAAGGCCGGACACCAGCAGCACAUCCCAGAGAUGGUUGAGCGCUUGAGGCACGAGAGGGGCUACGUUCCAGAUGCCAUGAACUUGUGUCUGAGCCUCAUCACCCAGAGCCAGGAGGACACAGCUUUUCACAUCCUGAAGACUUUCCCCACACUGCAGUCUGAAAGCUUCAACACAGAGUCUGCCAACCUGGGCAACUUCUUCCUCAGACACUGUGUCAACAUGGACACGUCACUGGAGAAGAUCGGCAGCUACUGCAAAGAGCUCCAGGAGUCUAAUCUGCACACUGCGGCGCUCAGCUUCACUCUGUCGUGUGCUCUAGAGGCCAAGAAGAUUGGGAUGUCUUUAAAGUUGAUGAAGAUGUUGAAGGAGCAGGACUUUCCCAUAAGGCCUCACUACUUUUGGCCCCUCCUCACUCAGCAUUUGAAAGACAGCAACAUAGCUGGUGUGGUUGAGGUGGUAAAGGGCAUGCAGGAGCUGGAGGUCUGCCCUGAUGUUGAGACUUUAUCCAACUACAUCCUCCCUGUCUUCCCCAGCAUGGAAGCAGCUCGACAGGCCCUCAAGGAUGCAGGCAUCUCUUUGGAGUCGGAGGGCUUCUUGUCUUCAGAGGUGCGUUCAGUGGCUGUUAGCAACCUGGCCGAUCUCUACACCAUAUUGUCUGAUCCCUCCUGCCCCUCAUUGGACCUCAGUAUGUUCCGCGGCAGCCUCAUCCUGGGCUUCAGAAAGUCUUCUGAUGUGGAGAGCAUGGUGAAGAUUACUGAGCUUUUGUACAAAGACGAGCGCUUUGCUAAAGGAAACUCCAAGGCUUCUGAAGCGGCAUCCUUCUUCUUGUACAAUGUGAUCGACAGCAUGUCAGAGGGAGAGGUGCAGGCACAGGAAGACAAACUGCGCAAAUACUUCAAUCAACUACAUGCUCAGAACAUAACCAUUUCAGGCAACAUCUACAGAGGCAUCAAGAACCUUCUGGAGUCCUACCAUGUCCCAGAACUCACCAAGGAUGUGGUUGCUUUGGUGGACCCCAAAGACCGAGUGUCCAAUGGCUCUGUGUCAGCUGUUCCCCGGGUCACUGGAAUUGAGGGUAAGGUGUUGGCACUUGAGAAGAAACUUGCCGAGCUGAAGGCAGAGAACAAACCACUAGGCAAUGUUCUCAAACAAGCCAUCCAGACUCUUUGUGCUGAGGAGAACUUGCAGCGCGCCCUUGAGCUGAAGCAGCAGCACGAGGAGGAGAUGACAGUCGGCGGCUAUGCCACCCUCAUCAACCUGUGCUGUCGCCACGACAAUGUGGAGGAGGCGCUCAACCUGAAGAGGGAAAUGACUCGUAAGGACUCAUCAGUCGUGCUGGAUGCCAGUAAAUACAUUGCAUUGGUCAAGACCCUCUCCAAGAACGACAAAGUGGAGGAGGCAGUGGACAUCCUGAAGGAGAUGAAAGAGAAAGAGGUGGUGAUGAAUGACACACACGUCACCAUGCUCUUUCACACGCUCAAUGCCGUGGUGGCCAAGGGUGGCGCCCCCACCAUCAGACGCCUGCAGGACACCAUCUUCACCCUUGGACUGGCCAAGCCCACCGCCAAUCUCUGCUCACCCCUCAUUACUGCCUACCUGGACAGUAAAGACCUGUCUGGAGCUCUAGAAGCAGCACUGGAGUGUCAGAAGCGCUACAACCACCUGCCUCGCAUCCACGACAUCGUUGUUGCUAUGGUGGAGAAAGGAGACACCGAACUGCUGCAGAAAGCCAUGGACUUUGUGAGUCAGGAGCGAGGAGAGAUGACCAUGCUGUAUGAUCUGUUCUUCGCAUUCUUGCAGACAGGCCGCUACCGUGAGGCUCGUAAGAUCAUUGAGACCCCAGGGCUGAGGGCACGGCCUGGACGCCUGCACUGGUAUGCAGAGAAAUGCAUUUCAUCCAACCAGAUGGAGUCCUUGGAGCAGAUGGUGGACAUGACAACCAAGCUCUUUGAGUGCGACAGGGAUGAGAUGUACAGUUACAUCCUCCGUCUCUGCAAGGAGACAAACGACUGGCAAAAGGCAGAAGCAGUAUGGACGAAGAUGCAGGAGGAGAACGUCAUUCCCAGGGAGAGGACCCUGCAUAUGCUGGCAGAUGUCCUGAAGAAUAAUGGCCAGGAGGUGCCCUUUGAGGUGCCUGAGACCUGGUACCAACAAGCUGCCACCACACAGCAGAACAAGUCAGCAACAACCCUCCCCACAGCCGAAAGUGGUGCUGAAUACCAGGCCCGUCUGUUGGCCUUCUGUAAAAGGGGCAAAGCUCAAGAAGCCUAUGGGAUGCUGAAGGAAGUCGAUAAAAAGGGUGUGGCAUUAGGUCCCGCCCCUUACGAUCACCUGAUCCGGGCCCUGUUGGCCGAGGGAUCCAUUGAGGAUGCCAUGGCAGUCAAGGACAUUGCUGCGUCUCAUGUGCCAGGCUUUCAGCUGAGUGAUAUCGCCACCAAUCUGCUCAUCAUCACACACAGCAAGAAAGGCCAGGCUAAAGAUGCUCUCGAGAAACUGAAGUCUAUGCUGCAGGUGGACCACGUGCCUUCGCAGCUCGCCAUCACCAGACUGGUUCAGGCCCUGGGUAGCCAUGGCGAUGUGGCGGGCAUCCAGGAAGUGGAGUCACUGAUGAAGGGCCUCGGCACGACCCUCAACCUGUCCAGCAUGGUGUUUGUCAACAACACGGCCCUCGCACACAUCAAGAAUGGUGACAUCGAGUCCGCAGUGGAGGUGUUGGAGGCAGUCUUCACUAGUCCAAACAGCACAACCCCCAGUAUGUCCUUCGUCUUCAGAAAGAUCUUGGAAGAUGACAAUGACAAAGCCUUAGACAAGUUGAGUGCUAUGGCAGAGCGGCUAGCCAACCACUUUGCCUGCUACAGACCAGCUUCAGACCUCUUCCUCCAGCUGCUGGAUAUGGACAAAGUUGAGGAUGCCAAGUUCAUGCUGGCUCGCUGUAACGCCUUGGCUGAACAGAAGGAGGUGCUGGUGUCCUACUUGUCUCAGAAGGCUCAGCGUCCUGGACAGGUGGGCAAGAUCAAGGCCCUGCUGAGCCUGAUUCCAGACUUCACUGAGAAGGAAGUGUUGUAUGCGUACUUGAUGAAAUGUCAUGUCCUGGAUAAAGACUUAUUGUCAGCCAAGGCUCUGCAAGAGCAGAUGCAGAAGGAGGGGACAGUCAUAGACGAGCUGUCACUCAAACGGCUGGCUGUGCUUUACCGCAAUGCAGGAGAGACUGUGCCCUUCGUGGAGCCCCCUGAGUCCUUUAAGUUUUAUGCAGACAAGCUGAAAGAGAGAGCAGCAAAAGCCCAGACGACAGCUGAGGCAUAAAGAAUCAUCCUCCUCACCUCCAUCCAAAUCCCACUGUUUUCCUCCUUUGUCUUUUUUUAUAUAAAUUGUCUGAGCUGAAAUGUUGAGUAUUGUGUUAUAACUGUUGGAUGAUAGACUCUGUCCACUGUGCUAUUGAGAAUAGUGAUGAUGAUGAUGGGAAUGUACAGAAGUAUUUAUGCUAAUAAAUGUCACAUUCUGAGCCCGA